UCACAAAAACCCAAUAACAAGAUUCUCAUCCGACGUGGCAUCGUAUAACCAAUAGCAGAUGAGUCAGACAUAGAAAGAGCUUAUUCAUUGUUUUGGGUGGCUUAGCACACCGCCAUGGCUGCAGCUUCCGCUUCUGCGUUUCGCUUACUACCUUCUUCCUUCCAAUCCAAAACCCAUAAAAACUAUCACCCAACCCCCAAUUCAUUCAACCUCCGGUUCCCUCGCCGUCACACGACCCUAUGCGUUUCCAUCUCUAACACUAAUGUCCGAACAAACCCUAAUGAUCUCGUUGCUUCCCUUCUUUCAAAGGUGGUGCAAACCGAUGGAGGAGUUUUACUGCAAAAGGAAGAACAUAAAGAGGUGGCUGAAGUUGUCCAGGAAUUGCAGAAGUAUUGUGUGAAAGAGCCAGUAAAAUGCCCUUUAAUAUUUGGAGAUUGGGAUGUGGUGUACUGUUCGCAGCCAACGUCACCUGGAGGUGGGUAUAGGAGUGCAAUUGGCCGAGUUUUCUUCAAAACAAAGGAAAUGGUUCAGGUUGUUGAAGCUCCUGAUAUUGUGAGAAACAAGAUCUCAUUUACUGCUUUAGGAUUUUUAAAUGGUGAAGUUUCUCUAAAAGGAAAACUCAAGGCUUUAGAUAGUGAAUGGAUUCAAGUUGUAUUUGAAGCACCUGAAUUGAAGUUAGGAUCAUGGAAAGCACAAUAUGGAGGUCAGAGUGAAGUUAAACUCCGAAUUACUUAUGUAGAUGAAAAAAUCAGGUUAGGAUUGGGAUCAAGAGGUUCCCUAUUUGUUUUUCAAAGAAUAUGAAGUUGAAUUGAAAUCAAAAUUCUCUUCAAGAAAAUUCUGGCAAGUUUGUACCUUGGCACUUUGCUAAAGUUCAUGUAUAAUAUGAUUGAGUGUAUAUUUUGUUAUAACUUAAAAAGAAAAAAGAAACUUUCCUAGACA
Messenger RNA from Vicia villosa (hairy vetch), 939 nucleotides. Its product is annotated as probable plastid-lipid-associated protein 8, chloroplastic. The transcript has 4 exons. NCBI's taxonomy places the organism in Eukaryota, Viridiplantae, Streptophyta, Magnoliopsida, Fabales, Fabaceae. The coding region runs from base 115 to 801 and encodes 228 amino acids. The record is from RefSeq and is a predicted model, not a curated record.